AUGCAGAAUACCCACGACGUUUACGACGAUUGCGUACUCGAGGACUCCUUGUCUCAAGGUGACUGGCACAUCGAGGAGGACCCAAUCGUGGACUACGAGAUGCUGCUCAGGGAUUACACCGUGUCGAGGGUCAUAGAGGUUUGCCGGGAAUACCGCCUGCCCCUUGUUCUAACCUUCGUCGACUAUGAGAAAGCCUUUGACAGCAUAGAAACGAAUGCAAUACUGACAGCGUUGGUCGAUCAAGCUUUUCCACCGCCCUCUCACCAUCCCAAUGGAAAGGAGAUACGACAAGGCGAUACUAGAUCGCUGGAGCUGUUCACGGCUGCAUUACAAUGGAUAAUGAAAUCACUUUCCUGGGAACAAAGGGGCAUACGUGUUGAUGGAAGAUUUCUCUCGAACCUUCGUUUCGCGAACGACAUCGUUCUCUUUUCGAGCAGUACCAAUAAAGCAGAAACGAUGCUCAACGAAUUGAACGAAGCAAGGAAGAGAAUAGGACUACGAAUAAACAGAAAGAAGACACAGUUCAUGAAGAACGCCUACUGCGAGGACGCAGGAGUACAACUUGAAGGCUCCCAAAUUGUGGAAACUUCCUCAUACGUAUACCUCGGACUUUCUAUGAACAUGGAAAACUACUUGAAGGAAGAACUGAAUAGAAGAAUAAGAGCAGCAUGGGCAGCAUUUGCAGCCGUCAGAGAAGCUACGGACCAACUGACGGACUAA
Molecule: messenger RNA, 720 nt
Organism: Necator americanus (New World hookworm)
Lineage: Eukaryota; Metazoa; Nematoda; Chromadorea; Rhabditida; Ancylostomatidae
Exons: 3
Coding region: 1-720 (239 amino acids)
Source: RefSeq, a predicted model, not a curated record